AUGGUCCUACAGUUUGCAGGGAAAGGAAGUCUUCGUGAUUAUCUUUCUCGUCACUUCGACUCGCUCAAUUGGGCAAACAAGAUGAGACUUGCUAGAGACGUUGCAGCUGGCAUCAGUUUCAUUCAUGAAGACAAUAUUUGUCAUCAUGACCUUCACUCCAGAAAUGUUCUGAUUGAUCAAUCUGGAAGAGCUCUCAUAACUGACUUUGGUCUCUCAAGAUACGUCAAUCAUGCUAAUUCUAAUAAUGGAGUCCGGGGUGUGGUCCCCUAUAUCUCUCCGGAGCGUCUUAAAAACGCACAUUUCGAUCACAGCUCAGAUGUUUACAGUCUAGGAGUCAUCAUGUGGGAACUGACUUCAGGAUACCCGCCAUUUGAUCAUGAUGGCGAAAACUUUCUGCUGCCUUUUCAGAUCAUGAGGGGAAGGCGAGAAAAAAUAGUACCGGGAACACCCAUUGAAUACUCAAAUCUUUAUCAGCAAUGCUGGGACGGAGAGCCAUCAAAACGACCACCACUUCCUGUCAUUUUGAAAACUCUGGACAAAAUGCUUUCAGAUCAUAAUGGG
Molecule: messenger RNA, 561 nt
Organism: Lobosporangium transversale
Lineage: Eukaryota; Fungi; Mortierellomycota; Mortierellomycetes; Mortierellales; Mortierellaceae
Product: kinase-like domain-containing protein
Exons: 1
Biological process (GO): protein phosphorylation
Molecular function (GO): protein kinase activity; ATP binding
Source: RefSeq, a predicted model, not a curated record